CUCUCCAUCUCCAGCACACUCCCCUCAGAAGUAGCCCAAUGUCUCCAAAACGCACGAUUCGUACAUCUUCCCCCUCCCCACCAAUCUGCCACUCUCUGCUAACACGCCCAAGCUCCAUCUCGCAACAUGCACGAACUCCUUCCCCCACGUCUCGCUCAUGAACUACACCUACCUGCCCUCCUCACCCUACUCCUCCACGCCGACAAUAAUAAUGACCACCAACCCCUCGUCGAAGAAGACCCUCAACCUCGUCUCGAAUCCCCACGUCUCCCUCUUGGUCCACGAUUGGGUCUCGCACCGCCCACCAACGACCAACCGUCGGGAGUCCCGGAGCGGUUCCCCGCCCCCGGAAGCCUCGCGGUCCUCGCUGGCGGCGCUGCUGUUGAACCUGAAUACGAGCGCCAUGAGCAGUAUCAGCGCGACGAUUAAUGGGGAGGCGAAGUUGCUGGAGCGGGGUACGGAGGAGGAGGGGUACUAUCGGGAGAGGCAUUUGGAUAAUAAUACAUUUUCGGAGAAUGAGCAGGGGCAGGGUCAGGGCAGUUUUUGGGAUGAGAGGGAGAGGCAGGAUGGGGGGAGGGGGAUGUAUAUUGAGGGGGAGGAGGUGAGGGUUGUGGUUGUGAGGAUUACGGAUGGGAGGGUUAGUGAUUGGAAGGGUGGAGUUCGGGAUUGGAGUUUGAGUGGUUUGGAAGUGGAGAAUGAUGUUGGUGCUCAGGGUUUGGUCAAUGGCGUAUCUUAAGUCUCUAGGUUAUGGCUUUAGCUACAAUAAUAAUGCCUUGAUGAGCACGCGCUGCGAGGUUGCAUUAGGACCGUUCUGUCAGACGGAAAAACGAGCCUCUCGUCAAAGCCAAGCUCAGUCACGAAACGGCUACUCCGUCAUUUUAUCUGCGAUGUUUCAUCGCCAACAUUUCUCUCGUCAAGUAAUAUGCCUGC
Mollisia scopiformis is the source of this 930-nucleotide messenger RNA. RefSeq lists its product as uncharacterized. Lineage: Eukaryota; Fungi; Ascomycota; Leotiomycetes; Helotiales; Mollisiaceae. The transcript has a single exon. Bases 212 to 736 code for a protein of 174 amino acids. The record is from RefSeq and is a predicted model, not a curated record. Gene Ontology annotation, cellular component: cytoplasm; nucleus.